AUGUCUCUUUUUCUGCUGUUUGCUGCAGCAGCAGCAACAACAACAACAGCUGCAGCAGCAACAAUGACAGCAGCAGCAGCAGCAGCAGCAGCAGCAGCAGCAACAGCAGCAGCAGCAGCAGCAGCAGCAGAAUUUGGGGGUCAAAGCACCGUCGCUAUCCAUCCGUCUGUGUUUGCUUCCUCUUCUUCUCCGUUUGCUUCUGGUUUGUCUGCUAGUAAUUUAAAUUCUGCUGCUGAGCUGCGCAUGCAGCAGCAGCAGCAGCAGCAGCAGGACGGGGGGUUGCUUGAGCUGCAGCAGGAGGUGCAGCAACAGCAGCAACGGCGUAGGUUGCUGCAGCAGCAGCAGCAGCAGCAGAAAGGCCUAUUGUUUCAAAUAGGUAAGACAGUGCAUGCAGAGAAGAAGAAGAAGAAGAAGAAGAAGAAGAGAGAGGAGCAGCAGCAGCAGCAGCACCAGCACCAGCAGCAGCAGCGGCAGCAGCAGCAGCACCAGCAGCAGCACCAGCACCAGCAGCAGCAGCAGAACCAGCACCAGCGGCAGCAGCAGGAGCAGCACCAGCAGCAGCAGCAAGAAGAAGAGGACAAGAACCUAUGCCCACAGCAGCAGAAGCAACAGCAGCAGCAGCAGCAACUCUAG
Eimeria mitis is the source of this 633-nucleotide messenger RNA. RefSeq lists its product as uncharacterized. NCBI's taxonomy places the organism in Eukaryota, Apicomplexa, Conoidasida, Eucoccidiorida, Eimeriidae. The transcript is spliced from 2 exons. The coding region runs from base 1 to 633 and encodes 210 amino acids. The record is from RefSeq and is a predicted model, not a curated record.